AUGAGCGCAGCCCAAUACGCUCGCCUCGUUCCUCGAAAAUAUCGUCAUCGAACACUUCCCAAAAUGGACCGGCCUAUUAGGCCUCGUGUUAUUUCGUGGGCCGGUCCAUCUGCAUUCUAUCCAAAUCGAUUCUACGAAAUUGACAAAUGGUACAAAGCGAGAAUCGAUAAACCCGAAACAAUUCCUGAUAUGCACAUUAUUGAACCGACUGAUUAUACCAAAUCGAUUAGAGAGAUUUUGGAGAAACGUAUGGAAUUUUUGGCCGGGGAAAUUUGAUUCUAGAUCAAAUAUUCACUUCUUGUAGUGAAAAAAUUGAGAAAAAUCUGCAUUUUUGUGUCUCGGAGCGUAACAAUCAUGAAAAACUGAGAUUUUGGAGAAAAGUUGGCCAAAAAAUUGAGAUAAUAUAUCCAGAUAAAUCUGAUUUUUGAGUCCUGAAUUGUAAAAAUGAGAGCUUUCAAAUCUCGAGGCCUAAUUUCCCAAUAAAAUCUAGUUUUCUAUUCUCAAAACUGUGUUUAACGAAUAAUAUUUGCAGCCCAAACCGAAUUGAUCAACAUUGGGUUCAAAAAACCGGAACUUUCGGCCAAAAAAAUUGAGAAAACUGAAGAGGAUCGUGUUGAACUUGAGAGAAAAUCGAGACAUAUGGAAUGUACGUUUUAUUUUAAAAAUUAUUCAAGAAUCUUUUUCUCAUUUUUUCCAGUACUAAUUUCAAUCGAUAAUCUCGAAAUUCCAAAUCUCUCAAUCUACAAACACUUCAAUAUUUUCGACGAUUUAUUCGGUAAAUCAACAUUUUUCGAAAAACGCUCAAAAUUUCGACGUUUGCUAUCCGAAAAAUCACGCAAUUUAUAAUGGAAAUAUUAUUGAAGCCCAAAAUCUUACUGAAAAACCUGAUAUAAAAAUUGAGAAAAUCGGGAAUUCCGGGGGAUUCAACACAUUGCUCAUGGUAAACAUUGAUGGAAAUGGGUUUUUGGAGCAAAAAAACGGGGAAUUUGUGCAAUAUUUGGUGGCAAAUAUUGAAAAUGGCGGAGAAAUUGGCACUGGCGACGAGGUUUUCGAGUACUUACAACCAUUGCCAUUUUAUGGAACCGGAUUUCAUCGAAUCGCUUUCGUUCUCUUCAGACAUUCUGAAAAACUUGAUUUGGCUGGAAUUUCGGGUGCUGCAAAUCUGGAGAGCCGAAUUUUGAACGUGUCGGAGUUUUAUAAGAAAAAUGAGCGGGUUUUGACGCCUUCUGCUAUUCGAUUUUGUCAAACAAAAUAUGAUGAAAGUGUGAAGAGGAAAUUACAUGAAUUGGGUAAGGUUUUGAGAUAGAAAAUUGGAUUUUUAAGGGAAAACAUGGGGAAAAAUUUGCCCUGAUAUUGACUAAAAAUUGAUUUUUCUGGUCUAAAAGUAGGCAUGUUUUUCAUCAAAAAUUAGACAUUUUAGAGUCUGAACUUUUUUUGAGCCUAAAAUCAGGCAUAUUUUCCCAAAUUUUUCUCACUAACAAUAAAAAUCAAAAACUCCAAUCUUUCCAGGCUACAAAUCACCGCUCUACAAUUAUGAAUAUUUGCCAGCCUUGAAACCGGACCAAAAAGAAUAUCCCAAAAAACCACAACCAUUUGAUUUGUAAGUUUUUUUAAAGUUUUCAAUCUGAAACUAUGAUUUGUCUUCUUUGCAGAUAUUUGGAUAUGUAUCGAGAUCCGAAAGAAAUUGAAGCAGAAGUACUUGAGAAACGGUUGAAUACGAUUGGAUUGAAUGAUGUUGAGGUGAGGAUAUUUUAGACUGAAAAUUUACAGAAAAUUGGAUUUUCCUGAUCAUUUUUAGCCUAAAAUUUGAUUUUCAAAUUAUUUUGAGAUAAAAAUACACAAAAAAAUGAGAAUUAUAUUGAUUUUUCAGGUCCAAUUUACCCCAUUCAAAUUUUUCGCUAUGCAUUUUUCCUCAUGAAAAAAAUACAAAAAAUGCAUAAAUAAUCCAGUUCCAUAAUUAUUUGUCUCUGAUAACCGACAAAAUAAACAUUGGCGACGAAAUGAGCAAAACCUCGUGUUUUUUAUCAGAUAAUUUUCGUUCGAAAUUCAUGGAAUUUUCCCGGUAAAGGGUGAAAAUUCUAUGAAUUUUUUGAUUUUUGCUCAUUUCGUCGCCAAUGUUUUUUCCACUUAUCAGAAUGAUACCGGAUUAUUUAUGCAUUUUUUCAUGAGGAAAACUGCAUAGUUAAAAUGAUAAGAAAGUUUUUUGAGCGAGAAAUAUGAAUGGGGUGAUUUUUGAACCAAAAAUCUAGAAAAGUGGAAAAUUAUCGCCUGAAUAGUCUUAUUUUUGAUCGAAAAAUGCUCAAUAUUGAAGAACAAGGUUUUAGCUAGAAAUAAAUUUUAAUCAAAAUAAGUUGUGAAUUUUGAAAAUUCAGAUUUUUCUGGUCCAAAAAAUCUUAAAUUACUAAAAUGUUUGGCUCCCAAAAUCGUUCUUAUCAUUUACACUAUGCAUUUUUCCUCGAAAAAAAUUCAAAAAAAAACAUAAAUAAUCCGGCGCCUUUUUUUUCCUGAUACCAUUUUUUUCUGUUUGAAAGCGCGUGCUUUUUGGAAUUUUAGAGGUUCAAAGAUUGAUAAAAAUUCGAUAAAAAUGUGAUUUUUUGUGAUACUUUUGACCCGGAAAAUUCCAAAAUUUUUUAAAUUUUAUCAGCAAAGAAGACGCCAGAUUAUUUAUAUUUUUUUAAUUAAAUAUUUUUUCGAAGAAAUUGCAUAGUUAAAAAGAUAAGAGUUUUUGAAAAAAAAAAUAAUGAGGUGAUUUUUCGAAGUUCAAAAAUAGAACAUUUCGGAUUUCCAGAAGAUCGGGCUUAAUAUUCACAGAAAAAGGAAUAUUUGAAUCCUUCAGCGAAAAAAUCCAAGUGAAAAUGAGAAAUGUUUGGUUCUGAAGCGUGAAAUGAUAAAAUUCCAUUUUUUUUAAAUUGAAAAACUGAUUUGACGCCAAACUGCCACGUGGCGUUUCAAAUUUCAAAAAUUUUUUUGUGAAAAAUUCACCCGAAAAAUCCCAAAAUCAAUUUCAGGCUCCAAAAUGGUUGGACACUGAUUACAACGAGAACAAAAAGAAAUUGCCAUCUUGGUUGCAUUCGAAAAUGUUGGAUCGAAGUGGACCAAAUCGAAAAUUGUAUGAAAAUAUUGAGAAAAAAUAG
Messenger RNA from Caenorhabditis angaria, 3134 nucleotides. The record is from the annotation of a GenBank genome assembly. Lineage: Eukaryota; Metazoa; Nematoda; Chromadorea; Rhabditida; Rhabditidae.